Molecule: messenger RNA, 3413 nt
Organism: Myxozyma melibiosi
Lineage: Eukaryota; Fungi; Ascomycota; Lipomycetes; Lipomycetales; Lipomycetaceae
Product: actin cytoskeleton-regulatory complex protein sla1
Exons: 4
Coding region: 142-3156 (1004 amino acids)
Biological process (GO): actin cortical patch assembly
Cellular component (GO): nucleus
Molecular function (GO): protein-macromolecule adaptor activity; ubiquitin binding; cytoskeletal protein binding
Source: RefSeq, a predicted model, not a curated record
CACGGCCUCUGUUGACAACCUCGUUCGUUUUGGUAUUCUGCCUGCUCAGCAGAGAAUAAAAGCAUUAACGGAAUUCAAUUAUCUGCUGUCUGAUUCUACGCUUCUUUCCGCUCUGAUAGACCCGCAGCACGCCUCGCCAUCAUGCCCUCGCUCUUCCUCGCUCUCUGCGUGGCUAUCUACCCCUACCAAGCCCAGUCCCCGCAGGAGCUCUCUCUCGCCGAGGGCGACGUGCUCUACAUCCUCGACAAAAACACAGAGGAUGACUGGUGGAAGGCAAAGAAGCGCAUGGUUGGCGCAGAGGAGGACGAGCCCGUCGGAUUGGUGCCCAACAACUACGUCGAGAGCCUACCCGUCACAGGCAAGGCCAGGGCCAUGUACGACUACGAUCGCCAGACCGACGAAGAAGUCACAAUCAAAGAAGACGAGAUCCUAGAUGUUUACGACACCUCUGAUCCGGACUGGGUCCUCGUCGGCGUCCGCGACGAGUACGGCUUCGCCCCAUCCAAUUACCUCGAGUUUGUCUCCGACGCCCAGUUAAAUGCCGCCGCCGCUGCUGCUAGCAUGGCAUCCCCACAAUCCGCUGCCGCCCCGGUCGCUUAUCAGCCGCCUGUUGCCCAGCAGCCGAUACCGCAGCAGCAACCGCCCCAGCAAUACGAACCCCAGUACGACUCCCCGCAGCAGCAAUACGAAGAAACUCCCCCUCCCCAGCCUGUCCGCCCGCAAGCAACCGGACAGCGGUCAUAUCACUCCGACAGUUUCUCACACUACCGCCAACCCGAGCCGGAGUACGACGAGGACGAGGAAGAAGAGGCCCCGCGUCUCCCGUCCCGUCCGCGUGCGCAGUCUGCUCAAUCGAACGAAUCAAUUAUCUCGCCAAGCUCUUCUUCUCCUUCUAAGCGCAACACCGGUUUCCUCAAAUGGAGCGUCCAAGAAGUCGACGGCAAGAAAAAGUACAAGGCAACCCUCGGCAUCGGCAACGGAUCCGUCAUGUUCUCUCCUGAAAGCGAAAAGUCCAGCUCUUCUUCUCAGCAGUGGUCAAUUACGAACCUCGUCCACUACAACUCGGAGAAAAAGCAUGUCUUCCUUGAGUUUGAGCACCCGUCCGUCUCGCUCGACCUACAUGCCGGUUCCAAGGAUGCCGCUCAGGAAAUCAUGUCUGCCCUCGGCGACCUCGUCGGUGCCAAGCGCGCCUCGGGUCUGCGCGAAGUCAUCCAUGCCUCUGUCCCUACCGGCCAGCGUUACGGCCGCGCCCUCUACGACUUUGAUGCCGAAGGAGCCGACGAAGUGACGAUCCGCGAAGGCGACGACGUUUUCAUUCUCGACGAUUCAAUGAGCGACGAGUGGAUCGUCAUCAAACACGCUCUUUCUGGAUCUGAGGGUGUCGUCCCUCGGAGCUACAUCGAGAUCAUCCGGAAGCCGUCUCGCAAACCCACGAUUGAAGAGGAAGAAUCUCCGCAGAAGUCGAAGCGCUCUUCAAAGAGAGAGUCCCGUGUCUCUCGACGAGAAUCCCACAACGACUCACCGCCUCCCAAAGCACCCUCGAAGCCGAAACCCGAUCCGUCGAAAAUCCGUACCUGGACAGACCGUACCGGAUCCUUCAAAGUCGAAGCGGCCUUUGUCGGACUGCAGGACGGCAAGAUCCAGCUCCACAAGGUCAAUGGUGUCAAGAUUGCAGUCGCGGCAAACAAAAUGUCAAUCGAAGAUCUCGACUAUGUCGAGCGUCUCACCGGCGAGCCGCUUCGACCCGAGUCUUCCACCUCCUCUCGCCGACGCUCGACCAUGGGCGUUGUUCCAUCAGGUGGUGAAUCAGGCCUCGUUGCUCAGCGAACGGGCCAGAACGGAGCUAAUCAUAACAAUGGUGCUCGAAAAAGCUCUUUCGACUGGUUCGAGUUCUUUUUGUCCUGCGGAGUCGACUACAACAACUGCCAGCGCUACGCUAUCAACUUUGACCGAGACCAAAUGGACGAGUCCGUGCUCCCGGAGAUCUCGCAGUCGGUCAUGCGAAUGCUGGGCUUGAAAGAAGGAGACAUCAUUCGAGUGAAGAAAGUCAUUGAUGAAAAGUAUGGAAAGAAAUCGGCAGGACAGACCGAAGAAGCCAAUGAAGAUGGCACUACUCUCUUCGCCGGUCCUGGCGGCGCGCUCAAGAACAACACUAGAAAGUCAAGACCCGCCCCGGCGGUGACAACUUCUACAUCUGUCGACGGUAGCCUUUUGGCGGGAGACCAGCCUCCUCCUCAGCCUAGGCGGCCCGAACAAGCUCAGACCGUGGGUGAUCUACUUUCGUCGUCGGCCAACGACUCGCAAGCGUCUACCCCCGCGCCUGCCCCUGUGCAGCGACCUGAACCUACUGGGGCUCUCAGGGAUCUUAUGAACCCUCUUGUCCCGUCUCCUGCUCCUAUUCAACAGUCGCAACCUACGGGUCCUUCCCAGCAGCAGCAGCAGCCCCCUGCACCGCUUGUGUCUGCCAUCACCGGCCAGCAGGCUCAGCCGAACGCACAGUACGCCGCUCUUCAACCAAAGAUCGUGUACCAACAACCUCCUCAGCAGCAGAUUGUUGCACCUACGGGUAUGAUCAUCACCUCACAGCCGCAGCAGAUCUUCACUGCCGUCUCGGCGGCUCCGCAGCAGGUGCCGAUGAACACUAUCUUUGUGCAGUCACCACCGCCGCAGCAAGCCCAGCCUGUAUUCUACGGCAUCCAGCGUCCCGCGCCGCCUCCGCCUGUGCAGGCGCAGCCGCAGCCUAACGGAGGUGGAACUGUCUUUAUCCAGCAGACGGGAUAUCCCGGACAAUCGCCCUUCCAGAACGUGAUUGCCCAGCCUCUACAGGCGCAACCCACGCGCCAGUUCGUACCCCAAUCUCAAUUCGGCAUUGCGGCCAUGCAGACCGGCUUCGGCGGCGUCUUGCAACCCCAGCAGACUGCAUUCCAACCCCAGCAGCAACAAUAUCAACCGCAGCAGUUGCAGUCGCAACCUACGGGAUGGGGCUUUGGCAAUGGACCUCCAGGUGGUCGUGAUGUCAUGACACCGCUGGUCCCGACAAAGACUGGACCGCCUCCGAAGGUUAGCUUUGGCGUUAACGCCGUUCAGCCUACGCCGACCGGUAAGAGGCAGGCGAAUCUUGCCGCAGCAACCGCUGAAAAUCCCUUUGGAUUCUAAACUGAGAGUCUGUGUUAUUAGACAUGCUCAGUGUGACGAUUGAUUCUUGAUUCUCUUUUCCACGCACAUGCGCUCUACUCCGUGCCGUGUCAUAUUUUUGGUUCUUCUCGUAGUUGUUUUUCCUUCCUAGUGACUGUAUCAAGAGAAAAGUACUGCGUUUGUUUACUCCGAUGUACUCUAGCUACACCUCACCUAGAACCCGUCGACUUUAAUUCCUCGGGUCUUUCUCAACCGCUGUACAAUGCGUCAGUUCAAAC